Molecule: messenger RNA, 5559 nt
Organism: Larimichthys crocea (large yellow croaker)
Lineage: Eukaryota; Metazoa; Chordata; Actinopteri; Sciaenidae
Gene: sycp2
Product: synaptonemal complex protein 2
Exons: 47
Coding region: 178-5058 (1626 amino acids)
Biological process (GO): mitotic G1 phase; male meiotic nuclear division; female meiotic nuclear division
Cellular component (GO): condensed chromosome, centromeric region; lateral element
Source: RefSeq, a predicted model, not a curated record
CGUAGUCAACGAAAAGAGUUCGCGCGUUUUGCGCUGGAGCGAUUGUGAUCCUGUCAAAGCUGUCAAACAAUAGGCAUCAUGUCAAGGUUUUGAUAUUGGACUUGACAGUAUGUUGAUGUUGGAGCUGGUGUUUACCUCUACAGUCAAAGCGGCAGUGAAGCUGUAGCUGAAGGAAGAAUGGCACCGAGUCAGGACGCACAGUUGGAGAAAGUUAUCGAUGAUGUGUUGAAGAAUGGGAAUAUCCAAGCGCUGGAUUCAUUUCUGCAAAGGGACAUGCAGGAUGGGAUCCCCAUAAAAUGCUCCCAGCAGUUUCUCACAAGAUUGGAUAAACUUGUCAGCGGGAGUUUGGAUCAAAAAGAAUCAGCGAAAUCAGCCAGUUUGGGUCUCGCUAUCCUCCACAAGUGUAGGAACAACCUGAAACUCCCUGGUUAUCGCGACGGACUGGCAGGAAUAGUAGCUCAAGGCCUGCUCAAAAAGAUGGUACAGUGGUUUGAGAAAUGCAGGCAGCUGUGGAUUCAGUGUGGCCCGCAGUGGGAUGAGACCUUGUUCAGCCUCUCUGAGGAGUUCUUCGAUGCCUUAAUGGUGGUUCACGAGUCAUGCAAAGAAGGAACAUACAAAGUCACAGAGUCCUUCCUGUAUCCUGUUGGCCAGUUGGCAGUAGACCCCAGAAUCUACAUCCUGAUCCAAAGAGAGGCUAUUCGUAAAUUUAACUUAAUUCUGGACAAAAUCCCAGUGGAGCUUAAGAAAAAGAAGAAGAUCCUAACAUCACAGGAGGCCUCAGAUAUCAUGAUCAAGAUGGCUGGUCAGAUAUUGGAUGGUGGUGAUUACGACUUGCAGACAGCCGUGAUGGAGGCAUUGUGCAGAAUGGCCGCUCCUGACCAGAGGAAGGAGCUGGCAGAUAAAUGGUUCACCAUGAAGCAUGUGGCCACUGCCUUUACCAAGAUCUGUGAUUCUGAGUUUGAGACGGAUUGUCGCAAGUUUCUAAACUUGGUGAAUGGGAUGCAGGGCGACAGGAGAAGAGUGUGUUCCUACCCUUGUUUGGAGGUUCAUCUGGACAAGAACGAGCUGCUGAUGCCCGCUGAUGAAAAGCUGGAAGAAUUUUGGAUCGACUUCAACCUCGGCAGCCACAGCAUUUCCUUCUACUUCUCUUUACCCGAUGAAGAAGCACAGGAUGGCCAGUGGGAGACAAUUUGCAUCAGCGAGCAUGAAGUCCACAGCUACACUGUCACAGAGGAGGGGACGAUGAAGGUCUUGCAGUUAAAGCUGACAGAGGUGGUGGUUGUGGGUGCGGUGGAAGGAUCAAGUCUUACCAUCCACUUCAGCUCCUCCCUGGAUAUCCUGCAGGCUGCUCGAAGAGUCUAUGGACACCGUAAAGACAAAGGCUUUGUGGGGAAAACAGGCACAUCUGUAGUGAAGACUACAGUUAAAAUUAUAAUGGACGAGAACAAUUCCCAGGUUGUUCCAGAGAGUCAGGUGUCCCUUGGUGAUAGUGAGAAAAAUACUGCUCCCUACCCUUUACCUGCCCCGUCUGCACCUGUCCAGAUGGUGACCCCCGCUAAGAUGAGGAUUUCAGAGUCUACCACCUUCAUCAGCAGCAGUGCGGCAGGAAGCGUGCAUGGUUCCAGUUCCCUCUCUGCUGUUAUGCCAGCAAACAUUCCAGCCAAGACUAAAGGGAAGCCAUCUCUGCAGAUGGUUCGUUCAUGUGAUCGGAAAAGUGAAUUUUUCACGGGAGAGCUAAGGACAACCGCUAAGACCUGCAGCCAUGACACAACACCUAACAGCACAAUAGCAGGUGGCAUGAUAGAGCAGAGUGAUGCAUCUCUACAGAGCACGGCUUCCAAACAGGCCAAUAAGGAUAAAGUUGACAAACACAAAAAGAACAUACCAGUGGCGAAAGCAGUAGACAUGAUUCUGUCUGGACAGGGAGAAGAGCAUUCUCUGGAGCCUAACUUCGUGCCUGACACCCAACCCAGAACUAAGCAGAACACGUGGACCAAACUCUCAGUUUCUGAAAUGCUGAUGAUGCCCACACAGAAAAUCAAUUCUCUGCCGAGACCUGAGCCUCAUUCAGGUUUGUCACAGCAUCGGGAUCGCCAGUCCUCAGCACAGAGACUAUCAGCUCCAAUUCACGGCCCAAUCAGCCAAAAGCAGCUCCACACCGAACUCACUCAGCGUCUGCAGCAGGUCCUCAGUGAGAGGAACCAAGAUCCAGCACUUGAGGAGACAACUGCACCUCUGCAGAGAAAAAUGUCUGCUGUCAGAGAGGACUCUAAAGGCAGAAGCUCUGCAAACCGGACUGCUCCCAAAGAGCAGAAGGCCCAGAGAAGUGACCUGGCCAAAGGGAAGAGCAAAGGCCAAAUACCCCUGGAGGUAGAUGCUGCUCUAAUCAAAGCUCCAGCCAAGGCCUCCACAACCAAAGGUUUGCAGGAGAGAAAAACGCCCAACGUUAUGGUUGAAACUAACAGAGCACUUUCAAGCAAAGAGAAGAGAGAUGCAGAGGUUGCAGGCGGCAUGGUGAAGCUCAUCUCUAGCCGUUAUGAGUCCACAGCAAAAGAUACCACAGAAAAGAUCCCCCAGAUCCCCCAGAGUUCUUCUUUUGUCAACAGUAGGCCAAGCUUCAAUAUGAGCUGGUUACCAUCUGUAAAAAGAGAUGUAUUUGGAGCUGUGAAAUCACACAACAAAUCAGCUACAUGCUCUACAAGUCAUGGAAAAGAUAUUUUUGCAUUCAACAUUGAUUCACAGUUGGAUUGCAUCAGCGGAAAAGACAAAACCUUCACUAACACCUCUGCCGUAUCAAGCAGUGUUUCCAUCAAUAAAUCAGGACUCAGCACAACCAAGAAAGGACAACCUGUGGCAAAGGAGAAGCGGCAUAUUAAGAAGCAUCUGUUCAGCGACACAGACACAGACAAUGCCAUGACGGAGGUCAGCUGGCUGAGGGAGUCAGGCAGGAAACCCAAACCCAAAGUUACCAAAUACCCCAGGCAGGCGCCUGUCAAGCCUAAAGCUGUGUCUCCUCAUACUUCAUAUGAAUCCCCAGAUUUACCCCCGCCCUCACCAAAACCUGUAAAGGGCAAUACUAAACCAAACAAGAAGAAGGCAGAGAGAGUGGAGCAUCCAAAGAAGACGUUGAAGCCAGCAGCAGCACCCAACAGACGACAUGCAGCAGGCAGGAGGCCCCAGAGAGCUGCAGCCGCCUCUGCAAAGAGCUACAAGGAGCCGGACACCGAUUACAGCCAGUCGGAAUCAGACGAACCUCCUGUUUCCAAGUACUCCUCCACUGAUCAUCUGGAGAAUGCUGAGAAAAUGGGUGAGGCUGCCCAGGUGACACAGAAAAGUACUGCCAGCAAAAGACUGACCAAAAGCUACAUGACCAACCUUCACAGCGGCCACUCAGCGUCGGUGCCAGAGCAGUCAACCACCUCCAAGCAGGGGAAAAAUGAGAAGACGUGUUCAGAGGUCCCAGAGGUGAAGAAGAGAAAAAACAGACUGGACAACAGCAACCAGUCAGAUCUGAAAAAGCUCAAACAGCAGAGGCCUGCGAAUGUUCUUCCAGAAACUUCCAAGUUGAAUAAGAGAAAUGUCCAUGCCCCAGUUCAAGAACAGAUGAAUGCAUUGAAGGAUUCCUGGGCUGCCCGCCAGACCUCUUUAUGUCAGUCCCCUCCUUACAUCGAGAGGAUGAGAUCUGCUGAGAGGUCAGCCCCAACCUUGGAUUUGACCUUCUCCCCUCACCUCACCCCGCGGGGAUCCCCACUCCCUGCCUCCCCUGACCCUCCCUGCCAGGACACCCCCUCGCCAAUCCUGCUGCUACCCAAACCUCAACCUACAGUCAGCAGUAAAGGAAACUUCAAGCCCUCUUCCUUGUACAGUGUGGAGAAGAAGCACGGCUCAUCCAAGACGCUAUCCAUCCAGUCUGUCAACUCGAUCCCUUCACUGACCCCCAUACAUCAAACCUCCAUUGGACCUAGUGUGGUAGAGACGAGUUUGACCCAGCAGUCCUCACCACCUCGGUCUCCUUUGGCUUUGUCCACUCUGCCCCUGUUGACAUCCACACUCCUGGAGUUGGAGAAGCCGCCCAUACCCAUACCCUCUCCUCCUCAGUCACCAUUACUUGAAGACACCGCACACAACUAUGGCUUCAAUUUUGAUUUUAGUAAAGUGUCUUCAGUGAGCCUGUCAUCCACUAAGUCAUCCGUGUUCAGUAUCAGAGUUAAGGACAGCUCCGCUGAAGUCCUUGAUGUUGAAGAAGAGAAAUCACCGCCUUCAGACCGAGGACGAAAGCCUGCACAGCUUCAUGUUUCAGGACCCACCCGCAAGCGGCACAUCUCCUCAUCCAGGGACUCUGAGGAAGACGAGAAGGAAGAGAAGAAGAAAAGCAAGAUGAGAGGGCAGCGUUCUCCUCGAAUGAAACCAAGGAAGUUAUUCAAGUCCUUCACUAAGAGUCAGGUGAGCCGAGUGAUGUCUUCUUCCCACACGAUGAGCUCCAGGCACUGGGAGGCUGAAGUUGAGAACGGAGACUUGGACAUCGACGAGGAUUUAGAGUUGCCAAAAAGUGCUGUAACCCCGAGUAACCUAUGCCAGCAAUUCAGCUCUGAGCUAAAGAAGAAGUUCCAGAAACGUUAUCAGAUGAUGGAGGUCUACAACAAACAUUCUUUGAAGACCGUCCAGCAACAUGUCUCCUCCCUCAACGUGGAAGUUACCAAAUACAGGACUCAGAGGCUCGAACAGGUUCAGGGUGUCCUCUUGGAAGAGAUCCAUAAAUUGGAGCAGGACGACACCGUGCUGAAAAACAUGGAAAAAGACCUGACUAUGUACUGGAAAAAGCAGAUCACGGCGUUCCAUUCCUACCAGGACCGAGAAAACAUGAGAAAUGGGUCCCUGACCAAAGCCCUCCAGAGUAACGUGUGUCACAACGUGGAGUACGAAGAGAAAAUAUUCACAAACCAGAUGUGCCUGAUAAGAAAAGACAUGAAGUCAGUUCAGGAGAGACUCCUCAGUCAGAUGCAAGAGGGGGAGAUCCAGAGUGUGAAGAGAGGUCUACAUGCUUUGUUUUUCCCCUGAUGGGACCCAUCAUGGGUUUCAGUUGAACAAAGUCCUGCCAAAGGUCUCUACACUCUAAACAAGGUUGUGUAUUUCACCGCACGGCGCACGCUGCAUUGUGUGCUUCAGCUGUGCUCAUUUCAUUUCAGAGUGUUUGCCUGAAGUGUUGAUUUUUCCAGGCUCUGCUUUUAUUGAACGUGGGCGUGUUUGGUUUAUUCUGACCUGGAUGUGUUGUUGCUUUAUGUUUAUGUUUUUAUUACAAAUGUUCCUAUUCUAAUUAAUAUUUAUUAUUUGAUCAAAUUAAUGAAUUCAGUCAUUUUAAGCGUUCUUUGAAAGUAAGUACAGGUAAUAGGUGUUUUCCAUGUCUUAAGUUUUCUUGGUGCUGUGAUAUUUUUUUGGAUUUAUUCAUGUUGGUUAGUUAAGUACUGGAAAAACUAAAUAUUUAAAAUGUUAGGUAAUCAAUUGUUUGUUUGUUUUUUUAAUCCUCUUCAACCUGAGUUUUAAUUAAAAAAUAAAAAAGGU